UUGUGAUUAGAUGAUGAAAACCUUUUCAGUCUGAAAUCAAAACAGAUCGAAAAACCCAAAUUGCAUUUCAAUCAAUUUUUUAAUUAAAUCCAUAAAUAUACAAUCUUCAUAUAGAGUAGUUAUAACGUAAACGUAAUAUAUCGUUAUUAUACCGAAAUACUAUAUGCAUAUAACGUCCGAAUAUAGCCGUGUGAUUUAAAGAGAAUUAUCUCGACUUGCCAAUUUGUUCUAAAAGUGUAAUAGUUCUCAUUUGAUUCGAAUCGAUUGAGUGUCCAAAUAACAUUUUUCGGACCCAAUUUAAUUGUCUUGAUCGUGCUAUUAAUAAUUGGGUGUUGAAUUGUAAUGGAAAUGUGAUAAAUCAAUAUUGGAAAUUUGCAAUGCAUAUGGGUGAUAAUGUAUAGCAAAAUACAUCUAUCACAUAUAGAUACACACACAGAGAGACAUACACACACACUCACUCACACCCGAAACAAAUAAUUGUGAAAUGAACACAAAACAUGCAUAACACCGAUCCUUACACACAUUUGGACAUAAUCAACAGAAAUUAACAACUAGACCCGUUUAUUGCACUGCUAGUCAAUCCAUCAAACAAACAAUGCAAAAAUUCGAAUUGGUCAAAAUGCAAACGUUACGGAAGAAAACUAGCCCUUGCAAGUAUCGAAAUGAUCCAGGUCGAUUUUUUGGUGAUGGUGUCAUUUUCAAGGCAAAGUUAAUCGGAAUUCUUGAAGUGGGAGAGGCUCGUGGUGAUCGGAUGUGCCAAGAAGCAUUGCAGGAUCUAAAAACAGCAAUACGGGCAGCAGGAGAACAUAAACAAAGAAUCACAAUAAAUGUCACCAUUGAUGGAUUACGAUUGCGGGACGAACGUACUGGUGACUCUUUGUACCAUCAUCCAGUACAUAAAAUAUCAUUUAUUGCACAAGAUAUGACCGAUUCCCGGGCAUUUGGCUAUAUAUUUGGUUCGCCCGAAAGUGGCCAUCGAUUUUUUGGCAUUAAAACAGAUAAAGCAGCUAGUCAAGUGGUUCUUGCCAUGCGAGACUUAUUUCAAGUAGUAUUUGAACUAAAGAAAAAAGAAAUCGAAUUGGCGCGCCAACAUAUACAAAGCAAAACGAUCCACGAUCAUCAGCCAGUCACAUUAAAUAUCAAAAAUACAUUAGAUACAUCGCACUCAACUUACACUAAAGAUCAAAGUGAAGCAAGUGCUACAACCAAAUAUGCACAUAAAGAGAUGUCUCCGGAAUCGGUGGCCGAUUUAGUGGAUUUGGAACAAGAGCUAAGCUCAAUUCAACGUGGCAUCACUCAAAUGGAACGAAUUACACCAAUUGAACCGCCUACAAAGAACAUAACGGAAGAUGAUCCAUUCGGCGAUUCAUUUACACAAUAUCCGACCUACAAUUUGUUGCCGCCGCCCGAAUCAACGAAAACACGCCAUUCCAAGCAAUUGAAACCUCCCGAUGAUAAUUACACAUCGACGGCAAUUAUUAGUAGUUCUGUGGAUAGUCUAAAUAAAAAUAAAGCCAAAGCGUCAACGGCCGAUGAUAACAAUUGGUUAAAUUCAAAUGAUGUUAUGAAUUUAGGCAAAACAAAUAACCAAACCAUUGAAAAUGAACAUAGAAACGGACUAAAAUUAAGCAGUAGCAAUUCAAUAACAACUGCUGCCGAUAUCAUUGCAACUGAUGAUAAUCUAAUGCAACUAACAGCGUUAACCGCAUCAUCUGCAUCACAUUAUAGUGAUGCAUUCUCGGAUUUAGAUCCACUUGGAACGGGUAAAAUACGGCCAUACAUCGAUAAAAAGUAUUUUUUCCAAGAUUUAAAGAAUCCACCGAAAAAAGUACUAAAAGAUUUAUCGGACCGUGAUGGAUUUUCCACCAGUUUUCCAUCGGAACUAAAAAGUAUAACCGAUUUUUCGGUAUUUCAAGAAAAAUCAUCGAUUGACGAUCCGCUUCAAAAAAAUAUUCAAGAUGCACGCAAAAAAAGCGAACAAAGUGAUGAAUUUGGAGCACAAUUUUCAUCGAGUACACAAAUAUUUUCACCAAAUAAUAAUGGCACCCAUGGUACACCGCCAAAUUUAUCGCGAUCCGAUAAUGUUCAAUCGUGUUCAAAUCUUGCCAACUCGUUUCCCGGACCAUUCGACAACAACUCAAACAAUAACAAAGUGGAAGAUUCAGCCGAUCCAUUUUCACCGCGCAUGCGAAAUUUCGAUCCAUUUGAAGAUGAAUUCUCGAAACCAUCAAGCACAUUCGAUUUCAGCUUUACCAAAGCCUUUUCAGAAGCCAGUAAACAAACAAAACAUCAAAUUUUCAAUGGACCUCUGCAGCGAACCAAUGGAUUUUACAGAAAAUUCUCUCUAAGCGAUGUACGUCGAUUACAAGAGAGUGAUUCAUACAGUGAGAGUGAAGUAGUUCCAGAGCCACCACCACGCUGUGAAACGAAUUUGCAUUCGGAUCCACCACCGUUGCCGCCGAAAAAACAAUUUUCGGAUAUUGUUAUCAGGCCACGCGUUACAUCGCCUCUUGCGGCGACCCGUGAUUCAUCUCGAUAUGGCGUUCCAAAAUCAAAUCAUGUGAACCGUGAUCAACAGUCAAGUGCAGAAAAUGUACCAUCUCUGCCGUUGCCAUCAAGACGAAUCGGUCGAGCUGAUCCGAGUGCAUCGUACCCUGGACCAAGUCGACCAGAUAAAGAUGUUCCCAUCUUACUCCCUCCACCAAAAACCAAAGGUAGUAUUAAAAAUCGAAGUCGACGAUCCGAAGAGAGUGCAUCGAAUCAAUCAUCGGCGAUCAAAAGUGAUACGGAUAAUACGAAUAUAAAUAAUACAAACGCUACUACAACACCUAUAGUAAAAUCCAUCCCAGAUAUAACGCUAAGUCAAUUAUUAACGCUUGGCAUUGAUGAUCUUGCCUCAAAAUUAAACGUUCCAGCUAGCAAAUUGAAUACUAUGACAAUCGUUGAGCUUACUAAAUACUUGUCUGAUUACAUUGAAAAAUCAUCGCAAAAGAAUUUCAACGUAUCCGAUCCACCAUCAUCACAAUCACCCAGUGUGCCUGUAUCAACGACACCACCACCACCACCACCAUCCGCAUCAUCAUCGUCAGCAAUAGCAACAAAAACUCCACCAUCACAAUUGUCAGAAAUCGGAUCCGUUUCACAACCGGCGCCGCCACUUGAAAAAGCAUCCGAAUCAUCGGCCGUCUUUAAAGUCAGCUUUGAUGAUUCGAACGAUGCCACAUUCAUUGCGAAAUUUGACGAUAAUUUCGGCAUUGAUAAUGAUUUUAUUCCCAAUUUCGAUCAUUUUAAUCAACCGCAUAAUAAAUCAAGCAUUGAUAAAUACGCUGUAUUCCGUGAAAUUAUUGACCAAGAAUUACAAGCGGAAACAACAAAAUCAAACGAUGCCAAGCCAAGCGAUGACAGCAAUGAAAUCAGCUCAGACCCAGAUAGUCCAAUAAAUGAAGUUGAAAAUCUACCAUUAUCAUCGAAAAUCGAUACAAAAAUCACCGAAGCCAUUUCACAAGCAAAAGAUCGUUAUGCCGCUUUGCGUGACAUCAUUUUAGUGGAAGAUUUAUUCGAAAAACCAUCAUCGGGCGAAACACCAAUUGACGAACGAUUGUCUAGCGAAAAUGUUGAUAAUUCAUUGAACGACGAAGAAAUUGUCAAAUCCGAAUUUGAUGUUGCCGAACAUAGUUCGCCAGAUGCAAAUAUUUCGAUCAAUUUAGAAGAUCAAGAAGAUUUAGACCCGUUGAAAACGCUCACCACGCCAACAAUUAGCCAACCAAUUUUAAGCAGCAAAGACGAUUUGGAAAUUGAUGAAUACAUGAAUCGUGCCAUUUCAAAUUUAUCACUCGAUAGUCGUGAUCAUUUAUCACCGUUGUCAAAAUCGACCGGUAUCAAAUCACAAAAUGCAUCUACAUCACCGUUAUCGUUGCAAUAUAAAAAAUCAUCGCCGAUCAAAGGCAUCGAUGAAGAACCAAAUGAAGAUAAUACCAUACGAAAAACAACACUGAAUGAUAUGUCAACAUCACCGAUUCCACUACAAAGUUUGCCAAUUGUUAAAACAGCCACAACCGAAUCAUUUACAAUUUCAAAAUCACCGCUUUCAUUGCUUAAUGAUGAUUCACAACCAAAUCAAGCAGCAUCGAUCACAGCGCCAAGCCCAGUCUCGAAGAAUAAAUUGGCCAAAGAAAUCGCUAAAAAUGGAAACCAAGCGCCAGUCCAAGAAGAAUCCUGGGCCAUAUUUGAAACAGAAAAAGUCGCACAGCCCGAAAUAGGCAGCACAAAAUCACCAAGAGAAGAAACCGAGAAAAUGGUUGCCGAAUCACCGUGCUCAUCCGAUGAUAAGGCUGAUUGGAAAACGGAAAAUAAAAAGUGGCGAGGACAUACAUCGUCGUCUUCCCGUGAUUUGAGUCCAUGGGAUGAUGAUGAAUAUAGAUCCCAUCGUAGUUUGUCCUCGCAUCCAGAUCGACAUGGUUUUUAUAUGCGACAUGCACGCCGAAUGAACUCUUGUGAUGAUGAAUACGAAUACGAGGACGAAAAGUCAAGACGUCGAGAUAGGCGUAAUAAUGGCUCUCAAAAUUGGUAUCAUCCAAAUAAUCAUCGAUCAUGGUCGCCGGCGGAAGAUGAAAAUUGUGAUCAUGGACGGUCAUUUGAUCGGUGUUCAUAUGAAAGAAGCACAUACGGUCCGCCAUAUGAGAAACGAGACUUGAAAUCAAUUGCAUAUUCAUCGGAUCGUCAUCUUUACAAAGGAUACGAUAAGCGAAAAUAUAUGCGUGACUACGGUCGACCAUACGAUAUGGACGAUUACAGCGGCUAUGAUCAGCAAAUGAAGCACGGACGAAAGGGGUACGCUGACGAAGUGUAUGAAAAUUCGUCGAAUUUCAGUAUGCGGACCAAAGGGCCGAAAGAAUAUUUUUACGAACGUGAAAAGCACAGUUUUGAUCGUGAUAGCACCGAAUCAUUCGAAAGCAAUGGACGAAGACGAAAAUCGUUUGGCAGUGGUGGUGAUAUGUGUGGUGGUUUUAACUAUAGAGAACGAUAUUCAUCGGCCGAUCGAAAACGUUCGUUGAGAAAAUCGAAUAAAAAUCAACGGUCCAAUGAAGAGGAAUACGAACAAGAUUCCGAUGGUGAUGCUGCCGUUCAUCGUUUGCCACCGACUGAAACACGAAGUCUACAACGUCGACCAAGAAAAAGUAGCGGAUCAUCGCCAUGGGAUGGAGAAGAUGUCACUCCAACCACAGGUAACCGAUCAUGGAAACGACCAGCAAGUGCAUCCGAAUCGGAAAGAAAGUUGGCCGAAAGUAAUCGACGAUUAAAUCCAGCCAUUUCUGGAUCGGAUGGAGAAAAAGACCGAAGAUUUUUCCGUAAACCACGAAGUCGUGAUCGUGAAGCCGAUAUAAGAAGUAAUUAUGCGACGAUGCGCUAUCCAAGCGCAUCACGGGGCGAUGAUUAUGAAUACGAUGGUGCCGAUUAUGAUGAGGAAGAAGAAGAGCAACAACAAUUUCAUGAUGUGCGACGUAAAGAUCGUCAUGCAACCGAUUAUCGUCGACGAUUUGAACACAAUCGCAACAUUGAGAGUAUGCAUCGCAUUAGCCGAAGCAAUCGUGAUGUAUGCUUUCAAAGUGAAAAGGAUCGUUACGAUAAAUUUGAUUCAUUUGAUCAAGGUUCAAAAGGUGGUGGUAGUCGUUCAUCAUCGCGACGUGAACGUGAUUUUGGCUAUGAAGAUACACCGCAUGCCAGUGGUGGUACGACCAAAUUUGAUUUUGAAUCGGCCGACAAUGGGUUUGAAAGUGAUUUUAAUACGGCACCCGAAAAGAAUUUACGUUUUUCAACUGAUUUUUCCAUUGACAAAACAUCCACAUCGGCCACGCGAUUGAAUCAAAACACACAUUCGAUUCCAAUCCAAUCGAUGGCUAGCAAUUCCGAUAUAAAUUCAACGCCGCCACAGCAAAAAUUACGUUUCGAUGAUAAGAUAACAGUGUCAAAAUUCGAUUUGUUUGAAGAUGAUGAUUUCUCGAAGGCCGAAUUUUCCUUUCAAAAUGAAGAUCAAUGGAUUGAAGAGUUACCGAAAAAGAAUAACUUAAAAAAUGUGACAUCAAUGAAGCAGCGACAUGAUAACAUCAAAAAAUCCGAAUCGGUUAACAUAUUUGCACGUAACAAUGAUGAUCCAUUUGAAGACGAUGACUUUUUCAAUAAAAAAUCAACCGAACAAAAUAACAAUAAUUUCGCAAAAUUCGAAGAUAAUCUCUGAUCUAUUUCGUCAUACAAGCACCCCAAUAAUUUGGAUCGUUUAAAUGGUAAAAUCAAGCGUUCGACAAACAAUCUACUACAAAACAUGAUAACGAUCAAAUUUUCAAUUAAAAACUUGAUAACCUAUAACGUGAAAUAUUGACAAAUGCUUUAAACGAUCAAUCACAUUUUGAGCAGCCUGCAUACACGAGUCAUAUGCACUUUCUAUCGGAAUGAAAAUUCCUUAAAAAAAACUAUAGUAAAUUGGUGGGAAAAAAAGAAAAGAAAAAUUGUAACAAAAAAAAUCUUAAAGUCAAAACUCAUAAUAAUAUUUAUAAACAAAAUAGUGGAACUAACAAAAAUCGAGUGAAAAAAAACAUAUUUAUGAUCAUUAUUAGACAGCUGUAAAAGAUCAAUUUGUUUUCGGUUGAAAAUUUAUCAAAAUAAUUGCAAUAUAUACAAUUUUAGAAAAUUAAUUUUUUGGGCGCAGUAUUCAGUAGUUGAGUCAAAAAGUCUGUGUAUUUAUCGUUAGAUAUUCAAUGAGAUUUUCCUAUAUGAUGGCACAAAACGCUAUGAUACUCAAAAAUAGAACACAAAGAAACAAAAAAAUACUAUGCAUUUUUAUCAUGUGAAUAUAAACAAA
Molecule: messenger RNA, 6856 nt
Organism: Contarinia nasturtii (swede midge)
Lineage: Eukaryota; Metazoa; Arthropoda; Insecta; Diptera; Cecidomyiidae
Gene: Dab
Product: protein disabled
Exons: 18
Coding region: 596-6235 (1879 amino acids)
Source: RefSeq, a predicted model, not a curated record